Exophiala oligosperma is the source of this 2241-nucleotide messenger RNA. RefSeq lists its product as uncharacterized. The record is from RefSeq and is a predicted model, not a curated record. Gene Ontology annotation, biological process: positive regulation of transcription from RNA polymerase II promoter by galactose; DNA-templated transcription. Gene Ontology annotation, molecular function: DNA-binding transcription factor activity, RNA polymerase II-specific; RNA polymerase II cis-regulatory region sequence-specific DNA binding; zinc ion binding. Lineage: Eukaryota; Fungi; Ascomycota; Eurotiomycetes; Chaetothyriales; Herpotrichiellaceae. The transcript has 5 exons. Gene Ontology annotation, cellular component: nucleus. The coding region runs from base 1 to 2190 and encodes 729 amino acids.
AUGCCCCGACCACCAAUUCCUCCCGAGUUGAGGCAAAGGGCAGUCAAGGCCUGUGGUCCCUGCAAGUCGGCAAAGAGACGUUGUGACGCCCUGCUACCCUGCGGCACUUGCGAGAAGAGAGGCAUCGCCCAUGCUUGUUUCUACCCCAGAUUCGACCGACCUCGAAUCAAGCUCAAUCAAAUUGCUUCUGGGCGCGUGAAUAAGACCUCGUCCAGCACCAAUUCGCAUGUUGACCAGCUUCAGAGUCAUGAUGUUGCAGAUCAGGCAUCGUGCUCUGCUGAGGAGCCGUCAAGACUUGCGUCCAAUGCUCCAUCGAGCACCGCUCCCGAAGAUGUGAGCCCACGGUCAUCACAAACUGCCGUUUCACCUAGAGUACCAAUUAUCAUAAGAAGCCGAAUGCUCGUGGAUUCGCGCGGUGAGAGAGAGUUCGUGGGAGACGCCGUGGCUCUCUCGUUCAAUCAAUACCUUCGGGAAUUGCUAGCUCAACACCUCAGCUCCUCAACAUGGUCUGAAAAUCGCGCCGAUGCCCACUUACCAAGGACAGAUCUUCUAGACCGCAUGCCAGUGAGUCCGGCAGAAGAUGUGAGGGAAAAGCAGAAUUUUAUUCAGAGCUAUCUGGCUGCGUCUAAUGGUAUUCUCGACGUCUACAACCAAGAGGAACUUGCGGUCAUGAUGGCGAUGACCAACAAUGCCGAAGAGACAAUACCAGACGAGUCGAUGGCUGCACUUUAUAUUGCAAUCGCAAUAGGAGCCCAGUGCCGCGCUUCCUGCAAAUUGGAUCUCCAGUAUGCGAAGAAGUAUUUCUACCUGGGACAAAAGGCUGCUUUCCAAAGCAUGGUGGAAGAUCCGGACAUCGCCAUCACUCGGUGCUUUGUUCUCAUGGCCUUCUACAUGCUAGGUGCUUGUCGUCGCAAUGCUGCCUUCAUGUAUAUAGGUAUUGCGGCGAAGUCAGCCUAUGCUCUCGGGCUGCACGUUCCGGAGCAUUAUAGUAAUACCACAAGUGCUGAACAACAUUUAAGGUCUCGAUUCUGGAAGAGUUUGAGGACAAUAGACAUCAUCACAAACACAAGCAUGGGCAGGCUGACUGCCUCUCCUCCCAUGUCAGUGGAGCCCGAAGCCUUUGAAAUCAGCACCAAAGAGACUCUCAGUCAUAGGGAACUAUGCUUGGAUGCUACCUAUCGGUUCACCUCCAUGAUGGACCAGAUAUUUCAUGAUAUAUUGGAGGCGAAGAGCAUUGAUGUCAAUACGGGCGAGAAGUAUCUGGAAAAGCUCAACACCUUGAGCGCGACUUUACCCCACGGCCUCCGCAAAUUCUCUGCCACGCCAGCAUCUACGCUGUCUGGCGAAGAACCACUGAUUGGAAACAUUCAUGUCUCUUGCUCUUACUAUUGGGCGGUCAUGCUUGUCACUCGGCCAUUCUUGAUGUACAGGCUGACCUGCUCCCAGUCGACUACGACAUGGUCCAGUCCCCCAGAUAUAUCCCGCGUGGACCCUAGCGUUAGCAAGCUUGCUCGUAUAUGCGUCUGGGCAGGCGUCCAUGUUGCACAGAAUUGUCACCGGCUACUCAAGCCAGGCUCACUGAUCCACAAUCUCUGCAUACUAAAAUCUUGGAUCUUCAGUACUUCGCUCGUGCUUGGAUUUUCCAUGCUUAUCCCCGACGACUCAUCCUUUGAUGUUAGCGACGCGUUCACACAGUCCCGCGAGGUCCUGCACAUGUUGACCAAGGCGAGUCCCCAGGCGGAACGCUACUACGAUGUAAUGAACAGUUUUGCGGAAGCAAUAUACAGACACCGGCAAAACCGGGCCAUUGAACGCCGAAAGACCCAUCAGAACUUGCUCAUGGAUAUCCUUUCUCUAGAUUCCGACGAGGCAUCUGACCAGCAGCAGGUUCUUCAUCUCGCCCCUGGAAACACAUCCUCACUGCGUAGGGGCGAGCUGCCGGGACCGGGUGCGAACAUGCCCAGUCAACUACAAUCAGGCGAUGAUGUGCCGCACGAUUUCUUUCCUGGCCGCGAAGACAACGGAUACCGUGCCCCAAUGGAGGCCCCUUUGAGUUACUCGGCUUCUACGUACCACAUGCAACCUCCAUCCGACACCACCCUUGCGGAGAAUUGGAAUACGGCAUGGUGGGAUGAUUUCGCAAUGGAAGUCUCACAAACGCUGCCGUUUGAUUGUGGAUUUGAGCUAUGAAAACGGAAAGAUGCUCUGUCUCUCUCUCUCCCUUUCUCUCUCACACAGCCG